Ostrea edulis (European flat oyster) is the source of this 2637-nucleotide messenger RNA. Its product is annotated as glycerol 3-phosphate dehydrogenase-like. The record is from RefSeq and is a predicted model, not a curated record. Bases 57 to 1328 code for a protein of 423 amino acids. Lineage: Eukaryota; Metazoa; Mollusca; Bivalvia; Ostreida; Ostreidae. Gene Ontology annotation, molecular function: oxidoreductase activity. The transcript has 8 exons.
AUGUAGAAAACAAUCGCCGCAAGAGUAACCUCCCUUUCGAUUUCUCUCUGUGAUCCAUGUCCAUACCAGUGACCGCUAUCUGGUGGACAAUGGCAGACAUCUUUGACGUAAUUGUGGUAGGAGGCGGUGUUGUUGGAUGCGCUGUUGUCUGGGAAAUGACUUCACGUGGUUACAGAUGUCUUCUGCUAGAGAAAAAUGAAAACUUGAUUUCUGAAGCAAGUUCAGGAAAUAGUGGGAUGCUCCACACUGGUUUUGAUGCCCCUGCCGACAGCCUGGAGCUCCAGUGCAUAACUUACACCUUCCCCCGUAUGUUUGAUGUAUUACAAGGAUUCGGAUUAGUCUAUGACAAAAUUGGAGCAACAAUGGUUGCUUGGACACAAGAACAAGCUUCAAAGCUACCACUCAUCGCCCAGAGGUCUAAAACAGCGGGCAUAUCCCCCACUAGGGAGCUCAGCGUGUCUGAACUGUAUAGCAGAGAACCUAGGCUUAGCAGACACGCACAGGGGGCGCUGUGGAUUCCAGAGGAGACGGUAGUUGACCCAUGGCUGACGGCAAUCUCUUUUGCUCAUGAUGCCCGGCGAAAGGGAGCUGUGAUCGAAACAGACGCCCUGGUACAAAACAUAUGUAAAACGGAUGAUCAACGAGUAGACGUUAUGACGUCACGAGGGCAAUUUACUGGGAAUGUCGUCAUCAACUGCGGAGGUCUCUAUGGAGAUAUCGUAGAUAAAUUGGCUGGUCUACAGCAUUUCAGUAUCGCCCCAAAGAAAGGGCAAUAUGCAAUAUAUCCAAAGAAAGUGAAACACCUCAUAAAUUCCAGUAUUUUACCAAUUCCAACAGAAAAAGGGAAAGGUGAAAUUAUUUUCAAAACGGUCUAUGGCAAUGUUAUCAUUGGCCCGACAUUUGAGGAAUCGGCUUCCAGAAGACGACCAGAGAGCGACUCGAACACGAUCCAGCGGCUGAUGCGUUAUGGAGAUUCGUGUGUUCGGGGACUAGGAGAGUGCCCUAUAGUGAACACAUACACGGGACUCCGUCCAGCCACGGAAACCAAAGAUUACUGGAUCAAUUCCUACCCUGAAAGUUGCUGGAUCACGAUAGGCGGGAUCCGCUCCACAGGUUUGUCAGGAAGUCUUGGUAUUGCUGAUAAAGUCAGAAAUCUGAUUGUCAAUCAACACGGACUGGAACCAUCUCGGACAAAAAGGACCGAUCUCGAACGUAUAGCCAUUAAAUUUGUACCACCAAGCCAUGCCAUGCUUGAUGACGUCACAUACACAAUCACUCAUCCUAUCACCUUGAGUGGAAUAGAAACACGCUUAGAUUCCCAGCUGUAAGCCAGUACCCACGAUUAUUGUUUUGCACACGAUUGAAAAAUAAAUUUUAUUUUUGAAAUAUAUGCUUAGAUGGGGCAAAGAACUGCGAUGCUUUAUGCCUGCAUACCCCAUGGAGUGUGCUAACGCUCCGUGAAAAGUAAAUUGGCGUGGGGCGUUGCUGUUCAGACCCACGUGUGUUUUCAAAAUUGAGAAAUUUAUCUCUUAUAUUUACAUUCUAUUUUCAAUCAUGUCGGAGAAUUCCCAGCCGUUAGAUUAGUUGUACUAUAUUUAUCAAGAUUCAUACGCACAUUGUUCACAUUCAUAAGGAAAUGGCUAUCAUUUCAAUUGGUAAAGAUAGCAAAGGCAAAACCAUUGGAAAUAAAGAUAUUCUCUAAUGGCAAUAGUAUGAUACAAAAUUUUGUUUUAAUCUUACUUAAAUCCGUUCUAUUAUUAUUUAUAGUAAAUAAUAUAUGAAUAGCAGAAACAGUAUAUAUAUAGACAAAAUUGUGUAUAACAUUCAACUAGUAUGAUGUAAUAAAAUUCAACAAUCUCUAAAGAUAAACCAACUAUUCCAUAAGUUUAAUAUUGAUUUGUAAAUUCAAACCAGGGAUUCGAAAACUCCAUACAUAAUUAGAAAUUAACCAAUGCGUAGUCACGAUUUAUUGAUUUACAUAAUUAGAAAUUAACCAAUGCGUAGUUUCGAUUUAUUGAUUUACAUAAUUAGAAAUUAACCAAUGAGUAGUCACGAUUUAUUGAUUUACAUAAUUAGAAAUUAACCAAUGUGUAGUCACGAUUUAUUGAUUUACAUAAUUAGAAAUUAACCAAUGUGUAGUCACGAUUUAUUGAUUUACAUAAUUAGAAAUUAACCAAUGCGUAAUCACGAUUUAUUGAUUUGUAAAUACAAGUUAUGAAAAGAGAUUCAUUGGUCACAACACUCACCCUAGGCAAACAUAAUUCUUUUUAAUGAAAUUGGAUCUAUAUAUCAUAUCGCUACACAAAGGAGGGGGGGGGGGGUGUGAAACUGCGCUAAAUAAUGCAUGUUAUGUAUCAAUACACAACAUGAUUGAUUUGAUUGUAUAUUGCAUAGGUGUGCGUGUAUAUGUGUGUGCAUACAUGUAUGUAUAUGUUUUGUUUUUUCUUUCUUUUUUCCUUUUCUCUUUUGUUCUACUCUAGAUACUGACUUUGUGUAUUGUAUACUGUAGUAUUUGUAUAUCUCUAUAUCCUUUGUUCUACUCUAGAUACUGACUUUGUGUAUUGUAUACUGUAGUAUUUGCAUUUCUCUAUACCUUUUUAUACAUUGGUUUAUGAGAAUAAAUCAGCAUUUAACGUA